UGAGUGUUUAAGCUCUUUUAAUUUAAUUUAAUUAUUUUCGGGAUUUUCCAUGACAUUAGUCGUACAUGGCUGAAAAAUUGCUUAAAUUUUAUGGCUGGAUUCUCCAUCUUAAGGGUUUUGGUGUGGUUUAAUUCAAUUUUUAUCCCUUAAAUUUUUUAAUGGUUUUAUGCAUCUGAUUAGGUGAGGCUGAUGUCUAAAAAUAAAGCCAUUUGCUAUCCGUUUUGCAAAGUUAUGCAUGAUUUAUCUCUCUUUUUUUAAUUUUUUGUGGUUUGUCCGAUUGAUUCUUUACUUGCGAUUGGUAUGAUUCUUGUUUUUAACAUCAGAUCAUGUGGAUCUGUUGUUAAAAACAAAAAUUGGGGAAUUUGAAUCGGUAUAGUUACAAACUCUUUGAAGCCUAAUUGGGUAAUUUUCGCCCGGCUAUUUGUUGUGCAAUAGUUUUCAGGUAGCUUAAGAGACCUACAAGGAGCACGGUGAUUUUUUAAAAUGGACUGAGAUGCUUUGUUGAUGUGAUGUUCUUUGUGUGAUCUCUGAGAUAUGGUGUUGCAGAAGAGGUUAGAUUUUGGGUUUAAUGGCUAUCAGCUGCCCUAUAUGCCUAGAGCUACCAGAUCAGCUAGGAGGAGUUCUUUCAAAAAGCGAGGAGAAGACAAUCAAAUGUGUGCGUUUGACUUACUGGCCACCGUAGCUGGAAAGUUAUUGCUUGAUAAGCAAACUCCUCCUAUUUCCAGUAAUGGAUCAACUGAUGAAAAUCAGUCUGCUGUUGUAAAAGAUUCUCAAAAAAAAGAAAUGCAGGAUGAAAACAAACAAUGGAAAGUAGAAACACCUAAUCAAGGAAGCUGGGAUAGGGGAUUCUGUGUCUCUGAGCUUGUCUCACCAGCUCAAGAUCAGAAAUAUAGUCGUAAGGAAUCCCCUUGUAACCAGGAAGAUGCCCCUUUGAGACUUGCCUCUGUAAUUACAACUUCUGAUUGUUCUGAGGGUUUUGUUGAUCAGAAGUUGGUGAAUGGCAAAGCCAAGAAUGAAAUGGGAAUCUUAGCUAGCAAAGUAGAGGUAGGCCCCUCUGGGUACAGGGAGUAUGGGGAUUGUAAAAUAGAGGUUGAAACUAAAGAAUCUAUAAAAGAUGAGUUACAUAAGACUGGCAAGGUGCAAUUUGGUACAAAGGUUGGGGAUGGGAAAUCUCCUGCAUUAGUUAGUUCAGAUAGUAGUGUCAAGUUGCCUUUGUGCAGGGACGACAGUCCCCAUAAUUCUUUUCCCGUAAGCCAGGAUUAUGUAAAUGUAGUUAGUCGAGAUGAUGACGAAAAUUCUUCUGGGUGUACUCACCCAAAUACCACCAAAAAAUCCUCUAGGCCCGCGCCAUGUAUUGGAGACAGGAGAAUAAGGAAAAUAUUGGCUUCUAAAAAUUGGAAAGUAGGCCCAAAAUUGAAGGAUGUAACACUUUCUAGUACUGAUGGUGAACUGAGGUCUGUUUACCGAAGUAGGAAUAGCUGUUACAAAAGCAUAAGAUCUGAAAGGAAUUAUCCUAUCAAGAAAAGGAGACUCUUUAACUAUAGCUCAGAAUCAAAUUAUGAUGGAGGAAUUAGUGGCGAGGGCAUUUGUGUUUCACCUAAGAGGGUCAUGAAUGAAGAUGUUUCUGGUUUGUGUUCAAAGAUGCAUGAAGCCACUGGAGCUUCAUCUUCAGUAGCAGGUCUGCGUACAACUUUCCAAUCUAGGGAUUCUCACGUGAAGCUUAGGAUCAAGUCUUUCAGGGUGCCAGAGCUUUUUAUUGAAAUGCCAGAAACUGCAAGUGUUGGUUCAUUGAAGAGAAGGGUUAUGGAGGCAGUGAAUGCCAUAUUUGGAGGUGGAUUACGUGUUGGCGUACUUCUUCAGGGGAAGAAGGUUAGAGAUGACAGCAAAACGCUACUUCAAACUGAAGUAUCUCAUUAUAAUCAACUUGAUGCCUUGGGUUUUAGCCUGGAGCCCAACACUUCACAGACUCCCCCAAUUCUGUGCUCUGGAGAUUCUCCAUUUAUGCUUUCUUGUGAUAAACCUCAGCCUCUUAGCAGGUAUACAUCUUCUCCGAGUAUCAUUCACCAGGGGAAUUGCGAUGUUGCACCUGAGCAGCAUGUGACUAAUAUAGGCAACUUCGUUGAAAGUGAUCAUGAUUCAGCACCCUCUCCUACUGACAUGUCAAUUGACAAAAGCACAAAGGAUUCUAAAGCACUGGUUACUGUUCCAGCAGUGAGUGUGGAGGCUCUUGCUGUUGUUCCAGUCCACCGGAAAUCUAAGCGUUCUGAGAUUGUACAACGCCGAAUUCGUCGACCUUUCUCUGUUGCUGAAGUUGAAGCACUCGUUCAAGCAGUUGAGAAACUUGGAACUGGAAGGUGGCGCGAUGUCAAACUGCGAGCUUUUGACAGCGCCAAGCAUAGAACUUAUGUGGAUUUGAAGGACAAAUGGAAAACGCUAGUACACACAGCAAGAAUAUCCCCUCAACAAAGGAGGGGAGAGCCUGUCCCUCAGGAACUUUUGGAUAGGGUUCUAACUGCCCAUGCUUAUUGGUCUCAGCAACAAGCCAAACAACAACUCAAGCCACAACCCGAGACUUGCCUUCUCCUGUGAGUCUUGAUGGGUUUAGAGAAGGAUGGUCUAAUUGGAUAUAUUUUCAUUUCAUUUCUGUGUAUUUUUGUUUCAAUUUAUGUAAAAAGUUAUCGAAAGGAAUAGAAGUAUGAAGAUAUCUAUGUUAUAUUAUCUCUCUGCCCUCAGCUCUGCCAUGACUCUUUUCCUUCUCGGAGAGGCCUGGUGACUGUAAAUGACUGACAGAAUAAGAGCUUGCUAACAGAAGGAAUUCAUUUGUGGAAAUGAAUUGAUCAUCCAUCAUCUUCAAGUUGCUCCAUCAUCUUCAAGUUGCUCAGUGAUUGUAAUCUUUCACUUUUACUUGUUUAGCCUUUAGCUUUGUUGUCAAUAUUCUUACUGUUGCUUUUUCUUAAUGGCAAGAAGAUUGAUAUUUAGCACCAAUAAAAUUAGUUUUACUGUUGCUUUAUUACCA
This is a messenger RNA of Mangifera indica (mango), 3016 nucleotides long. RefSeq names its product telomere repeat-binding protein 5-like. NCBI's taxonomy places the organism in Eukaryota, Viridiplantae, Streptophyta, Magnoliopsida, Sapindales, Anacardiaceae. The record is from RefSeq and is a predicted model, not a curated record. The transcript is spliced from 10 exons. The coding region runs from base 535 to 2589 and encodes 684 amino acids.